Molecule: messenger RNA, 6775 nt
Organism: Gigantopelta aegis
Lineage: Eukaryota; Metazoa; Mollusca; Gastropoda; Neomphalida; Peltospiridae
Product: plexin-A4-like
Exons: 27
Coding region: 154-4947 (1597 amino acids)
Biological process (GO): positive regulation of axonogenesis; regulation of cell migration; negative regulation of cell adhesion
Cellular component (GO): semaphorin receptor complex
Molecular function (GO): ATP binding; protein kinase activity; protein binding
Source: RefSeq, a predicted model, not a curated record
UACAGUUGCCGGGUGGUGUAUGUAUGCCAGUACAGUGUCUGUCGGAGUAGUCUGUGAACAGUGGUGCAAGUAUAUGCGUAAAUUCAGUGGACAUUAUUCUCAGUAUUUUCACAUUGUCUUCAUCACUGGAUAAAGGUGGAACCUAGCAGCAAGAUGACUCUCCAGUUAAAAGAACUUGUUCUACUAGUGAUUCUGUUUGGUUCAGCAUCUCCCAUGAAAGUUCUACACACAUUCUUUGACCCAGGGGAAAAUCGCUUCCAACAUUUAACAGUCAAUGCCAAAACUGGUCACAUAUUUCUCGGUGCUACCAACAGACUGCAUAAGCUAUCUUCUGAGCUAACAUUAUUGCAGAGUGCUUCGGUUGGACCAAGGUUGGACAACCCCGAUUGUCCUCCGCCGGUAAUGCCGUGUCCUGAAGACAUAGAAAAACGAAUGACGGAGAGUAGAACGAAAGGAAUAGUGAUCGAUAAGGAUGAUAACGCCUUGAUUCUGUGCUCUAGUUUGUUUCACGGCCAUUGUCAGAGGGUUUCGUUGGAUAACAUAACCCGGGUGGAGAAGUUUGUUCAGAGGCCCAUGGUUCCGAAUGACGAAUCGUCUUGUGUGAUGUUUAUUGCUCCGAGUAUAAACAUGGAAUCGGCGCUGUACAUCGCUGCAACUUACAGCAGCUACGGGAAGAAGGUUUAUAGAGAUAUGGUGCCCAGUCUGAGCAGUCGGAGACUUGAUAAUUUGGAAUUUGUUUUCCGAGACGCUAAUGGUGCUACAAGGAAAAAUGUGCUAGAGAAAUUCCGAACUAGUUUUAAGAUCCGAUACGUCGAUGGAUUUUCUUACGACAGUUUUGUGUACUUCAUUUCCGUCCAAAAAGAAAAGCCCGGUUCGACAAAGUAUGUGUCGAGAAUCAGUCGAAUUUGUCAAAACGACACCUAUUUUUACUCGUAUGUCGAAACGUCAUUUGUUUGUGAAGGAAGUGCUGGUGAGAGUUACAGCAUCGUCCAUGACACGGCCGUUGCCAAUGGAAACCUUUACGCAGUGUUUUCUCAGAACAUCAACACAUCGUUCAAGCCUGGCAGUGCAUCAGCUCUUUGUGUUUUCAAAAUGGCCGAUGUCAAUAAAGUUUUCAACACUGCUGUUGACAAAUGUUUCCAUGGAAAUGGUGUCAUCGGUCCAGAGCAUUUUACGCAAAAACACACCUGUGUACCAACGUCUGCCACUGUGGACUACUGUGGCCACUCAGAUGUAGCUGAAGCCUACAGCUCCAUCGAGGGGACGGAGCCAUUGAGGGCCGCACCGAAACUUGUUCUCGAUGACACAUCGGCAAUGUCCGUGCUUGUGAGGACGGAGGGACAGCACACCAUCGCCUACAUCGGCACAACAGCAGGCAGCGUUCUCAAGGCUGUUGUUUUGAGAGAUGGUGCGAGUAUUUUAUCCAGUGUGGUAGUUGAUAUCCGGGGACCGGUUAAAGAACUGUGGCCUGCCAGUGACAUGCAGAAGCUUAUAGUACUGACGGCUUUAAAGGUGUCACUGAUAUCAGUGUUGCACUGUGAGGAUCACCUGACGUGUGCUGCGUGUGUUGCCAAAGCUGACAGUACGUGUGGCUGGUGUAUAAUGCAGGAUAGAUGUACAACAAAAGAACGAUGUCAAACAUCGGCAGUCCGCCCUCACUGGCUGCCAUCCAUCGACCAGUCGUGUGCUCGCAUCACCAACAUCCAGCCCGACACUCUCAGCUACGAGAGUCUUCAGAAUGGCAAGGCUGGAGAACAGAUCUCGUUUGAGCUGGAAAAGGUGUCAGUACAGAGUCCGUCACAGCUGGAUCUGAAGUGUCGUUUUCAGGCGGGACAUCAAAAACACGACACAUCGGCCUCGAUACACCACAACACCGUCACCUGUCGCCUUCCCGAGAAAGAACACCUUCCCAGCAUUCCUCAGGGUAAGGAUCAUCGGGAGCUGGUUCUACACUUCCACGUGCAGGGCCGGUCGAUCGUCACUCGCAGUGUGUCGCUGUUUGACUGCCGCGUCCAUGACAACUGCACAAGCUGUGCCACCAGUGCCUUCAAGUGUCAGUGGUGCUACGAGACCAACACCUGUCAGAAAGACUCGUCUACCUGCCAGACUUCCAGUGGAAUAACUCUGACUGAUUCCUGUCCGCGGGUUGAAGCUUCGGGACAGGAUACAGACAUUCUGGUGCAUUCUGGGGAAGAAAAACAGAUAGCAGUCAGAGUCAGAAAUCUGAAGGGGGACCAGAACUCCAAUGUGAAGUGUGUGUUUACCUAUGUUGGGAAGGUCCAGAAUGUUCCUGGUACCAUCACUUCAUCAAGUCUUACUUGUGAUUCAGUCAAGUUUGAAUCUGAUGACACAGAACAGCCAUUUGUGACAGCUUCAUUCAAAGUGAUCUCGGGUGCUAAAGGAUUUGCCCUGGGAAAUCCAUCUAACAUUAAAGUGCGAAUCUACAAGUGUCCUCUGAUGGUGACUAACUGCGGCAAGUGUCUGAGCAUGGACAAGGAGUACCAGUGUGGUUGGUGUGAUGACAAGUGCACGCUGCAGAAACACUGUGGAAACACGUGGUUAGAUCGCUCGGCAGCCUGUCCCAACCCACAGAUCCUCAGGUUCAGUCCUACGACGGGACCAAUUCAUGGCAAGACCAACAUUUCCGUGACUGGUAUUAACCUGGGCAAGAAGUACACGGACAUCACUGGUAACGUGUCUGUGGCAGGUGUGAAGUGUACGAUACACCGAGAACACUACCAACCCUCAUCCAGAUUUUCCUGUGAGACUGAUAUCUCCCGGGAUGAGAAGUCUGGUAACAUCAUCGUGCUGGUAAACGGGAUGUACUCAGCUGAGUCCGACACUCCUUUCUACUUUGUGGAUCCACAAGUGACAUCCAUUACACCCAAGAAGGGUCCUAAAUCUGGAGGGACUGUUAUUGGUAUCCAUGGCAGCAACAUGAACACAGGAAGUCAAAGAACAGUCACAGUGGGAGGAGAGCCAUGUGAAUUCAUUAGGUCAAACAAGACAACUCUGGAGUGUCGGACAUCCCAACACACGGCUGCCACGGAUGAUGUGGAGGUUGAAGUGAGUUUUGGAGGUCUGAAGAAACUCGUACCAGAGCGCUUCUUGUACCUCAAGGACCCUACAAUAACCAUGAUCGAGCCCAGGAGAAGUAUCCUCAGUGGAGGUACAACUAUUACUGUCGUUGGUCAAGGACUGGAUCUGAUACAGAAGCCGGAGUUUUUCACAACAUACGGUGGCAACUUCUAUAAGACUAACUGUCGAGUGGAGCACGAGAUAGAGAUCCAGUGUCCCGUUCCCGGCAUCAUGAACCCCGGGGUGAACGUCACGGACACAAGUCCACUCGAGGUGCACUACGGCUUCAACAUGGACGGCGUGAUGACACUGAAGAACAUCUCCCACCAGAACCAGUUCGGCCCCAUCCUCUACUACCCUGAUCCAGACAUCUACUCCUUCUCCGGGGACAGCCACCUCAAGAAGUACAUCAAGGAUGACUGGCUCUCCAUACAGGGUCGGUUCCGCACGGUGAAUCCGCUGAUCUCCAACGUGAUGGUGUAUGUUGGGAUGGACCUGUGUGAGAACCCGGCCGCCACCGACACGGCCAUCACGUGUAAACCUCCACCACAACCAGCAGGCAUCGACAACAUGGGCAAGGCUACUGUCGAGGUCCACAUCGGCAACCUGAAGGCUGACGUCGGUUAUCUUCAGUAUUACGAGGUUUCCAACUCGGACAAGCCCAUUGCUCUGGGAGUCAUUCUUGGUGUUGUCCUUCCCAUCCUGGCCAUCAUCAUUCUGCUGACGAUCUGUGUGAUCCGCCGCCACCGCAAACACGGCCCCAGCGAGAACUACAUCCCUGAUGUUCUGAAGGACUACGAGGGUAAAAAGGAGGAGGAAGAGAUUGGAAUGAAUAAUGUCUCCAUUAAAGCUGACAUGAAUGGGCAAAUACUCGACGAUAAAGAUUCGGGACCAUACAUUGCCGAGUUGCUUGGUAAAUUUGAAGACUCAGCUUUGCAUCAUAGCAUCAGCUCCAUGUUGAUACCCAGGAGCAGGCUGGACAUCGGGGAACUUAUAGGGAAAGGUCAUUUUGGAGCGGUUUAUAAAGCUCAGUACCAGCGAAGUGGUGAAGACAAACCAAUCCAAGUUGCUCUUAAAACACUUAACUGUAACAACACAGAGGCGGAGGCCAUGCAGACGUUCCUACAGGACACAGCCAUGUUGAAGAAUCUACAGAACAAACACAUCCUGUCUGUGGUUGGGGUGUGCAUCACCACCAGCGAGGAGCCCAUCAUUAUCAUGCCAUUCAUGGCUACUGAAGAUCUCAAAAGUUAUAUCAGAGAACCUUCCAAAGAAAUAACUGUAAUGGAGUUAUUGGACUUUGGCAGGCAAGUUGCUGAGGGUAUGGUGUACCUAGCAGAGGCCAAGGUCGUUCACAGAAAUCUGUCUGCUCGCAACUGCAUAGUAAUGGAAGACGGGACUGUUCAUCUAACAGACUACGGAAUAACGAGCAGUUUGUUCUCGCGGGAGUUCUACUUCUCUGCGGAGAGCACGGUUAAAGACUUGUAUAAAUGGAUGUCAAUUGAAACUCUGGACAACUUUGAGUUUUCAACUCAGUCUGAUGUGUGGUCAUUUGGAAUUGUGUUGUGGGAACUGAUGACAAGGGGAGUAACUCCAUAUCCAGAUGUUGAUAGUGGAGACCUGAAGAGUUAUCUCCAGAGUGGAAAGCGAAUGAGGAAGCCCAAGCAGUGUCCAGAAGACAUCUAUCGGCUGAUGACGCAGUGCUGGAUGGAGACACCAGGAGACCGACCGACAUUCCAGAAAUCUCUCGAGGAGCUGAUCCGCUUCACACAGACAGAAGAGGUCGGCGGAGACACAUCGGAAAAUCAACCUCUGUUGAGUAGCGUUGACAUCGGUGGAUCCACCGAGUACCUGGAAGUUGUGGGUUAAGUAGGAGGUCAAAGGUCAAGAAAUUAUAACUAAUCUUGAAUUGCCAGAAUCAGUUGGUUAAAUAUGAGGUCAAGGAACAAUAAUUGAAAUCUUGAGUUACCUGAAUCAAUUGGUUACAUAGAAGGUCAAAAAAUAAUAAUUGAAAUCUUGAGUUGCCAGAAUCAAUUGGUUAAAUGUGAGGUCAAAGGUCAAGAAACAAUGGGAAUCUUAGAUUUCCAGACUUUGUUUACUGACCAUCGUAUAUUCAAGUUGGUCACUGAACAGCCUCAAGAAUAUUACUUGAAUCCGUUGGUUAUUUAGAGUAGCCUUCUCCUGGAUUUAUUGGCUGCACCUGAGGUCAUAGGUCAGUAAUGGAAGCAGAAUCUCAAUUAAGCCAUUAACCGUGUUUUGGCCUGUAAGUUUGUCUGUGGUGAAUUGUGUCAUAAUGUCUUGGAGUGGACAUUAGAAUGAAGUGCUGCAGAUGUUUUGAGAAAACAUGUUUUCUGUAUGGAAUUGAAUGUUUUUAAAAUUAAAAUAAAAACUGAACAAAGACGCAUGUACUGUUCUUAGUUAUAAGCAUAAUGAUGACAUUAUUGUGAAGCCUGUGGGAACAAAUAAUUGUCUUGGAAUCAAAGAUGUUCAAUACACUGGGAACAAAUGAUUUAGAAAUGUUUUUAAACACAUUUCAGACAAUUUAAGUGGCCAGUAUUGUGACUAUGCAAGUCUCUAAUUUAAAAAAAACAAUCUUGUACUAGCAUAAUAGAGUGAUACAUGUUUACUGUUAUUUGUACUUUUCAAUACUUCCCCACCACAGCCACAAGUUCUUUUCUAAUAUAGUAGAUUCUGGAUUACAUGCAAUGCUGUGACCAUUUUAUAACACAUGCUUAUGGAUUACAUGCAAUGCUGUGACCAUUUUAUAACACAUGCUUAUGGAUUACAUGCAAUGCUGUGACCAUUUUAUAACACCUGCUUAUGGAUUACAUGCAAUGCUGUGACCAUUUUAUAACACAUGCUUAUGGAUUACAUGCAAUGCUGUGACCAUUUUAUAACACAUGCUUAUGGAUUACAUGCAAUGCUGUGACCAUUUUAUAACACCUGCUUAUGGAUUACAUGCAAUGCUGUGACCAUUUUAUAACACCUGCUUAUGGAUUACAUGCAAUGCUGUGACCAUUUUAUAUUACCCGCUUAUGAUGUUAUUUAUCACACGUUUUGUACAAACUGGUGUUGAACUCUUUGCUUUAAUAUAUAGACGUGGCUUAUAUUAUCCGGUAGAAUGCCAUUAAUAAUACAAAUUCAGGCACUUGUGCGGGGGUGUGGGGUCUAGACUGGCAAGUGAAGAUAUUAGGUGAGUAUCGAGAUUAUACUCCCCUGGAAAAUAAAUUUUAAAAAGAAAAUUUGUCCUGAGCGGGGGUUGGUGGGGAGUGGUUUUCAAACUCAAACCUCUGCACAUGUGCUUGAAAUUAUUUUGUACAUACUUUUAUAUAUGCAAUUACACUUUAUAAAAUCCUAUUGCAAGACCAGAUCAUUUCAUUUAAUAGCACACAGAAUGUUCUAACAUUGUUCUAUUAAUCAACACUAAAACAACUCUUCGGUGAACCCAUUUAACAUGAUUUUAAUGAACCGUUGAUUUAAUCCACUUAUAUCAUUUUACAUAUGCUCUAGAAUCAGAAGGGCAGGGGGUGCUGAUUCUUCCUGAAAUCUACAGAUUAUACAUUUAACCCCAAUUGAGGUGCGGGACGUAGCCCAGUGGUAAAGCACUCGCUUGAUGCACGGUCGGUUUGGGGUCAGUGCCCGUUGGGCUAUUUCUUGUUCCAGCCAGUGUACCACGACUGGUGUAUCAAAGGCCGUG